AUGGCCAUGGAGAACAGUCAUGAGCUCGAAAAUGGCGAUGGAACAACGAAAAGCGACCAGAAUUUUCUGGAGAAGGAAGCAGAAGAAGCGGACGAUGAAGCUAAUAAGGGAAAAGAAGUAGAGUCGGUAGAGAUGAUAUUUAGGGACACGGUGGUGCCAUCAUGGAAGGGGCAGUUGACAGUGAGGGCUUUCGUGGUGAGCGCGAUAUUGGGUGUCGUGUUUAGUUUCAUAGUAAUGAAGUUGAAUCUAACGACAGGGAUCAUCCCGUCUCUAAAUGUGGCUGCGGGUUUAUUAGGGUUUUUCUUCGUGAAGACAUGGACGAAGGUACUUGAGCAGUGCGGGUUGUUGAAGCAUCCAUUUACCAGGCAGGAGAAUACUGUUAUCCAAACUUGUGUCGUUGCCACUUCAGGGAUUGCGUUUAGUGGUGGUUUUGGGAGUUAUCUAUUUGGAAUGAGUGAUACAAUCGCGGCACAAUCAUCCGAUGCAAACUCACCAACACGAGAUAUGAACAUCAAGAACCCAAGCUUGAGCUGGAUGAUCGGUUUUCUCUUCAUUGUUAGUUUCAUCGGCCUUUGCUCCGUAGUUCCACUACGAAAGAUCAUGAUUAUCGACUUCAAGCUCACAUACCCAAGUGGGACUGCAACUGCUCACCUCAUUAACAGCUUUCACACUCCCCAGGGUGCUAAACUUGCAAAGAAACAAGUGACGGCACUAGGGAAGUUCUUCUCAUUCAGCUUCUUAUGGAGUUUCUUUCAGUGGUUCUUCGUUUCUGAGGAUGAUUGUGGCUUUGAAAACUUCCCUACUUUUGGCCUCAAAGCUUACCAGAACAUGUUUUACUUUGAUUUUUCAACUAUGUAUGUUGGGGUAGGGAUGAUAUGUCCACACCUUAUAAACAUCUCCUUGUUGCUUGGAACAAUCCUUUCAUGGGGGAUAAUGUGGCCCCUCAUCGAGAAGAAAGAAGGCGACUGGUAUGAAGCAGGUCUUAAACCCAGUAACUUCCAUGGCAUCCAAGGUUACAGGGUGUUCACUGCCAUCGCCCUGAUCCUAGGAGAUGGACUCUAUAACUUCCUGAAAGUACUUGGAAACACUUCGAUUGCGUUGUAUAAACAACUCCAGAACAAAGAGUCACGCACCGUUCUUCCUGUGGGUCCAGAUGGCAAGGCAACCUCAGAAGACUUAGUGACCUCAUUCGACGACCAAUGUAGAAAGCAAGUGUUUUUGAAGGAUCGGAUCCCGACAUGGUUAGCUGUAGGAGGAUAUGUCGCCAUAGCUGCAGUUGCCACGACUACCCUCCCUCAAAUCUUCGAACAACUAGAAUGGUAUUAUGUGCUUGUGAUUUAUGUCUUCGCGCCUGCAUUAGCAUUUUGUAAUGCGUACGGGUGCGGGCUCACAGACUGGUCAUUGGCUUCAACGUACGGGAAGUUAGCUAUUUUUGUUAUUGGGGCGUGGGCUGGGAAGUCGCAAGGUGGUGUCUUGGCUGGACUAGCUGCAUGUGGUGUGAUGAUGAAUAUUGUUUCAACAGCUUCUGACCUAAUGCAGGAUUUCAAGACUGGUUACAUGACCCUGGCUUCCCCCCGGUCCAUGUUCGUGAGCCAAGUGAUUGGAACCGCAAUGGGUUGUGUCAUUGCACCAUGUGUGUUUUGGAUCUUCUACCAAGCUUUCCCGGAUAUGGGGGUUCAAGGGUCCGAAUACCCUGCACCAUAUGCUCUCGUUUAUAGAAACCUUGCCAUCUUAGGUGUCGAAGGAUUUGGCUCGCUCCCCAAACACUGCUUGUCGCUUUGUUACGGUUUUUUUGCGGCGGCGAUACUCAUAAAUGUGGCUCGAGACACUGCUCCCAAGAAGUGGGCACGAUUUAUUCCGAUUCCAAUGGCGAUAGCCAUUCCAUUUUACAUUCAAAAGCCAUUUGCUAUCGAUAUGUGUCUAGGGAGCUUAAUACUUUUCAUAUGGGAGACGAGGAACAAAGAAGAAGCGAAAGCUUUCGGACCAGCAGUGGCUUCUGGUUUGAUAUGUGGUGAAGGACUCUGGUCCGUGCCUAAAUCCAUACUGGCUUUGUUCAAGGUGAGCCCUCCUAUUUGCAUGAAGUUUUUGUCCAAGGGUAUGAACGUUAAAGUUGACGAUUUUAUAUCGACGCUAAGUCGUUAG
Lactuca virosa is the source of this 2142-nucleotide messenger RNA. The record is from the annotation of a GenBank genome assembly. NCBI's taxonomy places the organism in Eukaryota, Viridiplantae, Streptophyta, Magnoliopsida, Asterales, Asteraceae.